AAAUGCAAUUUUAAUCACUUUUCAACAAUGAUAAAAAAAAACCGUUGGUAGUUUAAGCUGCGUUUAAUAAUUGUUAUUUUUCACAUUGAUCAGCUGAGCGAGCAGCUGUUUGGCAAAAAUCAGCUGAGCAUUUUAAGGAAUUGAUAAUAGAAGAAUAAGGUAGGCAAUGGUUGCACCUGUAAACAAACUACAGACCAGCACAAACUCCGAGGAUGAUGAACCCUCUAGACCUUCCCACGUACAUCCACCGGCUUCCUCUACGCUGCACGGGUCAAGUAUAUUGCUGGAUGCCAACUCGACUAAGCGUAAGAGCGCAUUUCUACCAUAUCGUCCUCAAUCGACGGUCCUAACGAAUCUGCAGCGUGGUAACACUGAGGCUACAUUUUGUACUGUGGAGGUGUCGCUGUCUUUUCAUGAACGCGCCGGUCAAGGUGAAAUCACGGAAGAGCAGGUAAAGGCCGAGCUACAACGACAGCCACACGUAGAUUUCAAGGAUUCGCAUGGAUUUACACCUCUCCACUGGGCCGCGUCAUAUGGCCAAUUGGUGUCGGCGCAAUUGCUUGUUGCGGCAGGCGCAAAUGUGAAUAGCCUGGCGCCGGACAUGGUUACACCAUUGUUGCUUGCAGCCGCUGGUGGACACAAUGAAAUUGUGCGUUUCCUGUUAGACCGUGGUGCAAUCGCCACCCAAAUGGACAUUGUGGGCAAUACGGCACUUAUGUACGCGGCGGCAGGCAAUCAUCCACACACUUGCAAUGAGCUGCUGGCCAGGGAUCUGGACUUUAGUGCAACUAAUGAGAAUGGAGAGACAGCUUACGCGUUAGCCGUGGAGCAUGGUUCACAUCUGGCGCAGGCGUUGUUGGAGCAGUAUAUGACUGCCGUGCUAACGGCAGGUGCAUUUGGCAGCACUUAGAGAAAUAUACCCGAGAAUUAUAGAUUAGAUAGAUGUAAGAAUAUAAAAGAACUGAAUCA
Drosophila novamexicana is the source of this 969-nucleotide messenger RNA. Its product is annotated as DNA-binding protein RFXANK. Gene Ontology annotation, molecular function: protein binding. The transcript has 2 exons. Gene Ontology annotation, cellular component: nucleus; cytoplasm. Bases 167 to 910 code for a protein of 247 amino acids. The record is from RefSeq and is a predicted model, not a curated record. Lineage: Eukaryota; Metazoa; Arthropoda; Insecta; Diptera; Drosophilidae.